Messenger RNA from Castor canadensis (American beaver), 872 nucleotides. NCBI's taxonomy places the organism in Eukaryota, Metazoa, Chordata, Mammalia, Rodentia, Castoridae. The record is from RefSeq and is a predicted model, not a curated record.
ACACCGGAAGUGAGGGCGGAGCUAUUAAGCUCUCGGCGUCUAAUGAACGGAAGUAGCUGCUGGAGGCUCUCUGGUAGCUUUAAAUUCCUCCUGUCUCCGCACUUGCUUUUUCUGCUGGAGUUGGGCUUCGUGCUCCGCAUGGCUUUGGACGUGAAGUCUCGAGCAAAGCGCUAUGAGAAGCUGGACUUCCUCGGGGAGGGACAGUUUGCCACGGUGUAUAAGGCCAGAGAUAAGAACACCAACCAAAUCGUCGCCAUUAAGAAAAUCAAACUUGGACACAGAUCAGAAGCUAAAGAUGGUAUAAAUAGGACAGCCUUAAGAGAGAUAAAAUUAUUACAAGAGCUAAGUCAUCCAAAUAUAAUUGGUCUCCUUGAUGCUUUUGGACAUAAAUCUAAUAUUAGCCUUGUUUUUGAUUUUAUGGAAACUGAUCUAGAGGUUAUAAUAAAGGAUAAUAGUCUUGUGCUGACACCAUCCCACAUUAAAGCCUACAUGUUGAUGACUCUGCAAGGGUUAGAAUAUUUACAUCAGCAUUGGAUUCUACAUAGGGAUCUCAAACCAAACAACUUGUUGCUAGAUGAAAACGGAGUUCUAAAACUGGCAGAUUUUGGCCUGGCCAAAUCAUUUGGGAGCCCCAAUAGAGCUUAUACACAUCAGGUUGUAACCAGAUGGUAUCGGGCCCCUGAGUUGCUAUUUGGAGCUAGAAUGUAUGGUGUGGGUGUGGACAUGUGGGCUGUUGGCUGUAUAUUAGCAGAGUUGCUUCUACGGGUAAGUCCUAAGUUAAUGUACACAUGUACACCCUUGAGGCAUGACUCAAGGCCCUAGGUUCAAUCAUCACUAUCUCCCUCCCCACAAAAAAGAAUAGAUUUGACUAA